AUGAGGUUCCGCAUUAUCGGCGGUAGACGGUUUCAUAAUAUUUCGAAUUCAGAAUAUUUUAUUCCGAAUGAUGACGAAGAAGCUGAUCGUUUAAUUAGAUAUCAUGAUGCAAUAAAAGAUAUUUGGGGAGGAUUGUUUCAUUCGCCUGUUGAAGAGAAGUUGAGACAAGGAGCGCGUGUUAUUGAUUUUGGAUGUGGAGCUGGAGCUUGGAUUUUGGAUAUGGCAAAACAAUAUCCAAAUUCAAUGUUUGUGGGAAUAGACAUAUCUCCAAUUUUUCCAACAGAAUUUCCUUUAAAUGUGGAGUUUAUCGAGUAUAAUGUGUUAGAUGGAUUACCAUAUGAAGAUGCGUCUUUCGAUUUCAUUCACCAAAAAUUCAUGGCUGGUGCUUUUACGGAAGCACAAUGGGAAGAGAAAGUUAUACCGGAAAUGACAAGGUUAACUCGACCAAAUGGAUGGGUUGAGAUGUUAGAAAGUGAUAAUUUUAUAUCUGAUGGAAACGCUACAAAUAGAAUUUCAAAAGCACUCCAGAAUUUCUUUACGUCGAAGGGAAUGAACUGUAGAAUUGGGGAAGAGAUUCCGUGCCUUCUUGAAAAUACAAACGCGUUUUCGGAAAUUAAAAAUAAAAAAAAAACUAUAAUUUUAGGCAAGAAAGGUGGUAAGUCUGGGGAAGAGACUUUAAAAUUUUGUACUGCAGGUCUCAGCUCUUGCAGAAUCUUUUUAUCAGCUAAUAUGAAUAUAAUGCCCGAACAUUAUGACGCUCUUGUAGAAACGUUCUCUAUUGAGGCGGAAAAAACUACUAGUUGUUAUAACCAAUAUCGAAUUUGUGGUCAUAAGAAGAUAUGA
This is a messenger RNA of Ambispora gerdemannii, 843 nucleotides long. NCBI's taxonomy places the organism in Eukaryota, Fungi, Glomeromycota, Glomeromycetes, Archaeosporales, Ambisporaceae. The record is from the annotation of a GenBank genome assembly.